Hypanus sabinus (Atlantic stingray) is the source of this 728-nucleotide messenger RNA. RefSeq names its product chromosome 5 C11orf98 homolog (gene c5h11orf98). The transcript has 4 exons. Lineage: Eukaryota; Metazoa; Chordata; Chondrichthyes; Myliobatiformes; Dasyatidae. The record is from RefSeq and is a predicted model, not a curated record. The coding region runs from base 102 to 461 and encodes 119 amino acids.
AACGGGAACGACAUUGGACCCGCCCCCGGCUCGCCAAUGGCUGGUUGGCGAUAAUUGACAGGGUGAACGGGAACGACAUAUCCGGUGAGAGUGGAGCAAGCAUGGCGCCGGGAGGCAAGAUCAACCGUCCUCGUACGGAGUUACAGAGGAAGCUUUUCAAGAGGCGACGGGUUGCCAGAAAAGCGAAGAGGAAGGCUAUAGUUGGCGCUGUGAUUGACGAGGGUCUGAUCACCAUCCAUCACCUGAAGAAGCGAUGUUCCAAUAAAAGAGCAAAUAUCACACUGUCUGGGAAGAAGAGGAGGAAACUGCAGAAACAGAUCCAGCACAGUCAGAGGGAGCGCUCCGCUAUGGAUGUUGAACCCAUUCUUCAAAGGACCAGGCAGGCGGUGGAGGUGAGGGAGAGAGGGGCGGAGCAGAAAGUGGAGCUGCUGGAUAUAGACAUGAAGGAGGAACAGUCGUAGAGCGGAGCGGUGAAUGUGUGAAAAGCACAAGGUAGAGCUGGCGGAGCCCUGGAGGCCUUGGGGUGUGGAACCAGACUGAUCUGCGUCUCUGACCAAACCACUACCAUCAACCGUAAUGAAGAGACAGUUGUUAAUAGCACCCAGUUCCAGUGCAGCUCCUGUACGGAGUGGCCCAUCAGCAGUGUGGUGUGAAAUAAUACUGAUUACAGGCAAUAUAGUGCAAAGUGCAAACAUGAAAUAAAAGAAAAAGUGUUCGUUCAAAGCCAA